AUGCCGUUCCAGUUACUCCGCGUAGAAGUUUACGACAGCGCUCUGGAAAGCUGGGAGAGUUACCUGAAGAAAGUGAGCCGGCAGAAGUGGUUAGGAAAGAGUCCUGGCCGAGCAGCUCGAACUCGCAAAAUUUCCACGACAAGCUCAGAGGCAUCUUCCAGCGCACCAAAGACUCCUACACGCCGGACUCCGACUCGCUCGGUGACAAAGUCGAAGGCUGCAGAUGUAGAACCGGAGACUUCCAAACGUAAGAGCACUGUUUCUAAAGCUGUUAAAGCACUGAACGAGAAGUUCACUCUUCCGAAACCUUUGGGAGGUAUCGAUGCUGGAACUCUGUUUGACAUGACAAUGAAAGGGACCAGUAGUCGUCGUAGGACCAUGUCAGAUUCCGAGAUACCUGCAGUGAAUGCGAAGAGAUCCAAGACGCUCAAGGUUGUAGAUGCCAUAGCCGAGGAAGAAGACGAGUUAGGUUCUGCUCUCCGAAGAGAACAGACGUCUCUACCCGCCAAGCGACGUGCUGACCUAGCGCUAACCCGUCGAGUCACAACUGCCUACCAAGAAAUGAGCGCUCACCAAAACGUACGCCGACACGCUCUUUCAUCACGAAGUCAAGACUUGGAAGUACAAGAAGGCUCGAAACGUAAGACCCUCCUUCCUAAAGCUGCAAAACUACUUGGCGGAUCCGUAACAUCUCGUAGCAGCGGUGACAGAGGUGAUCAUAAUGUGGAGGAGGUCUUUGCUACCGAGGGACGACGGUCGUCCAGUCGUCAACGACGCCCAGCUAGUGCAACUCCGGCUGAACCAUCUCCUUCAAGGACGAGGACUAGGAAAGGCAGCGGUAUCUCAUUGUGUCUUCAUUAA
Molecule: messenger RNA, 861 nt
Organism: Cooperia oncophora
Lineage: Eukaryota; Metazoa; Nematoda; Chromadorea; Rhabditida; Trichostrongylidae
Source: the annotation of a GenBank genome assembly